Messenger RNA from Pantherophis guttatus, 409 nucleotides. The record is from RefSeq and is a predicted model, not a curated record. NCBI's taxonomy places the organism in Eukaryota, Metazoa, Chordata, Lepidosauria, Squamata, Colubridae.
UUCAUCAUGUCUUCUGGAGGUCUUCUUCUCCUGCUGGGACUCCUCAGCCUCUGGGCAGAGCUGACCCCUGUCUCCAGCCAGAACCGGCCAGGCUUUUGUUAUCUUCGUGUUGAUCCUGGGCCAUGUAGAGCCAAAAUACCUCGCUUCUACUACAACUCGACUUCAAAAAAAUGCCAACGGUUUUUCUACGGUGGAUGCCACGGAAAUGCCAACAAUUUUGAGACCAGAGAGCAAUGCCACUCCACCUGUGUUGCAUCACCAACAAGGAGACCCACCAGAAUUGGAACUACUGUUCGAACUUGACCCAAAGAGCCUUCUUCUGUCCUGGACCACCCUGGAGACCCUCCCCCUAAACCCCACCCUGGGUUCAUUCCUUCUUCUCUGCAAUAAAGCUUUGGUUCCAGCUGCC